This is a messenger RNA of Rhodamnia argentea, 423 nucleotides long. RefSeq names its product B3 domain-containing protein REM19-like. The record is from RefSeq and is a predicted model, not a curated record. Gene Ontology annotation, molecular function: DNA binding. Bases 1 to 423 code for a protein of 140 amino acids. The transcript is spliced from 2 exons. NCBI's taxonomy places the organism in Eukaryota, Viridiplantae, Streptophyta, Magnoliopsida, Myrtales, Myrtaceae.
AUGGAAAGUUCCAAGCGUAAGGUGAGCCCCGCCAUGCUGGCUUCUCCUAGCUCGACUUCCGAACGUUGGCGGGUGUCAACGGCUCUCAAAGCAGCCAACAAAUACAAGCUGCAGUAUCCUUCCUUCACAGUAGUUAUCCGGUCACAAAAUCUAUUGAAGCAUGAUGUGACUGUCCCAGGCGAUUUUCUAAAGGGAGGCAUCAAUGAAAGCAUGCAAACCACAACUCUUAAAUAUUCAGAUAGAUCAUGGCCGGUGAAGCUCCUGUACUACCCACAACAUGGCGCAGGAAAGCUCUCAGCCGGUUUUGGUGCGUUUCAGAGAGGAACAUCUCUAAAGGAAGGAGAUGUCUGUGUGUUCGAGCUUGCUAGAACUGAUACUAUUGAACUCAAUGUCUCCAUUUUCAGAAAGAAUGUCGAGACUUAG